Equus caballus (horse) is the source of this 2922-nucleotide messenger RNA. The record is from RefSeq and is a predicted model, not a curated record. NCBI's taxonomy places the organism in Eukaryota, Metazoa, Chordata, Mammalia, Perissodactyla, Equidae.
AAUCCAGGGGAAAUUAGAUCCUGGGAGGUUGUUUUAGGUGUAGGCAUUUUUGAAGCAGUUUUUAAGAAUGUCUUUCUAGAGACUCCUUCCGUUUGGAAGUGACUGAGGAUAUUCAACCUGCGUGCCUCAGAUACCUAAAUUCACCACCAGAUACACUCUCAGACAUAAGCAUUCUCUUUUUUGCUUGGCUUAAGAGUUUAAUCCCUAUUACCUGCUUCUUGAAUUUCAUUCCUAUCUCAUAAUAAAUAUUUUAUCUUCAUUAGUCUCCUUUCUUCUAGCCUUCUCAGUUGCCUACAGUUCCUUCAUUGUCAAGGACUUCUUUUGUUUUCAGGAAUUAAUUAAUUAAUUAACCAAUAUUAAUGGAGAACUUGCUCCAUGCCAGUCAUGUUCUAAAUGAAAGGGAUAUAGCAGUGGGGGAAAUAAGUCCCUUGAUCUCAUGUAACUUACGUAUUAGCAGGAGAGAGACACAGGAAGCUGACUGCCACGUGAGCAAAUCCUUUAGAGGGGUGGCCAGAGUAGAAGCGAGGAGACCAGUUAGGAAAACGAUAGUGCCAUGGACUAGGUUCAAGCUGACAGAGGAUGCAAUGUGAUUGGAUUCUGGGUGUAUAUUAGAAGGUAGGAGCACCAAAAUUAGCCCCUAGACUCAAAUCCACCCCCUCUAAACACUUUCAUUCCUCUGAUAAUUUCUUGGAACAACACCGUUGUCUACUUGUUUUGCAUGUCACGUUUACUACAUAAUUUUCUGAUUGAGCAUAUCUUACUGUGAAGUCCUCUCUUGGUAAUUCGUCCACUCUUACUGAAUCCUUUGGUCUCUAUUCGUUAUGUUUAUUUCACCCCUUCUACUCGUUUUGGAGGGCAUAUUCAUGAAGACUGAAAGAAAUAUAUGUACAUUCUUUGCCAAUUUUAUUCUCCCCCUUUCCAUGGUAGUAUCUUUGUUUAGUUGGUUGGUUCAUUGUCACCUCUUGCCUCCAGCUCCUUAGAAAAGUGGAGGGAAUGGAAAAUAGUUCUUUGGUACUACUCUAUCUCAGAAGACUGGGUCUGAAAUCAAAGAGUCAGAUAAAUAAAAGGUGUUUGUGUAUUAUCCCAAUUUUGUAGGUAGUUUCAGAUUCAUAAGGUGCAUUUAAUUUUUCUUAUUUCUAGAAGACUUGAAAGUUGAUAGCACGACUGAGAACAAAGAAAACCAAGACAGACUUAUAUGGCAAACUGCUUUUAUCAAUAAAAAAAAGUGAUUACACAGAGAGAGAAUAUAUUAAGCAAAACAUUUUUUCUGGGCAUAGACUCUAUUCCUUCUAGAAAAAUGCCCAGUAAAUCUAACCCAGAUGGAAUCAGUUUAGAAAAUACGUCAGAGUUAACCACUAACAAUAGAAACUAUUCAGGAAAGAAAUCUGAUGAUGCCAAUGAGUGUGAGAAAUUGCUUCCUGAUAUUAAUCAUGAGAAAACUUAUACUACAGAAAAACUUAAUGAAUUUAAUCAAAAUAAGAGCAUUUUCUAUCAUAGUGAGGAUUUUAUUCAGCAACAAGAGAUUCAGCCUGUGGAGCACCUAUGUGAAUAUGAUGAAUGCGUGAAAGCCUUCCACAGUUAGUGCUGUCUUCACUACACGUAAGGGAACUCACACAAGAGAGAAACUCUGUGAUUAUAGUAAAUGUGAGAAAAUCUUCAGGGAUGAGUCAAACCUCAUGUUACAUCAGACAAGUUACUCAAGGAAGACUCACUGUAAAUUUAAUGAAUGUGGGGAAACCCGUGGUAAGUCAGUUCUCUGGAAGAAACAUCUUAGAAUUGACAUGGGUGAGAAAUACCAUAAGUGUAAUGUAUGUGGGAAAACUUUCUUCCGGAAGUCAAACCUCACAGUACAUCAGAGAACACACACAGGGGAAAAGCCCUAUAAAUGUAAUGAAUGUGGGAGAUCUUUUUACCAUAAGCCAGCCCUCACUGUACAUCAAAGAAUUCAUACAGGAGAGAGACCCUAUGAAUGUACUAAGUGUGGGAAAACUUUCUACCAGAACUCUGCUCUCCGUCAGCAUCAAAGAACACACACAGGGGAGAAGCCUUACAAAUGUAGUGAAUGUGAAAAAUCUUUCUCCCAAAAGUCAGACCUGACUGUGCAUCAGAGAUCUCACACAGGAGAAAAACCUUAUAAAUGUAAUGAGUGUGAGAAAUCAUUCAGUAUAAAGUCAAACACUGUACACCAGAGAAUACUUUCAGGGGAGAGGCCCUAUGUAUGUAGCGAAUGUGGGAAAAUGUAUUAUAUGAAGUCAACCCUCAACAAACAUCAAAGACUUCACACAGGGGAGAAGAUAUAUGAAUGCAAUGAAUGUGGGAAAACCUUCUGUGGGAAGUCAGUUCUCCUUAAACAUCAGAGAACUCAUACAGGGGAGAAACCUUAUGAAUGUGUUGAAUGUAAGAAAACCUUUUCUGAGAAAUCAACACUCAGUAAACAUCAGAGGAUUCAUACGGGGGAGAAACCCUUUGAAUGUAACAAAUGUGGGAAAGCAUUCUGCCAAAAGUCACAACUCAUUCAACAUCAGAGAAUUCAUACAGGGGAGAAACCCUAUAAGUGCAAAGAAUGUGGGAGAACGUUUUGCCAGAAGGCAUCCCUCAGUGUACAUCAGAGAACACACACAGGAGAGAAGCCCUAUGAAUGUAACAAAUGUGGAAAAUCUAUGAUAGUUCAACCCUCGUUAAACAUAAGAGAAUUCACUCGGGAUAAACCCUAUAAAUGUAAUGUAUGUGGGAAAACCUUCAACCACAAACCAGCUCUUCUCACACAUCAGAGAAUACACACAGAAGGGCAAUGAUGUAAAGAUGGAUGUGCAGAACCCUCCUACCCUAAUUCAGAGCCUUUGGUAUGACAGACAGUGUAUGCAGGGAAGAAACUCAGUGGAUGUAGUGUAUGUGAGAAGUCCUACUAGAAAUCAACCUUUA